Messenger RNA from Orycteropus afer afer, 1176 nucleotides. The record is from RefSeq and is a predicted model, not a curated record. Lineage: Eukaryota; Metazoa; Chordata; Mammalia; Tubulidentata; Orycteropodidae.
AUGACCCGGGACGAGUCCGUGGCAGACUCCCACUCCACACACGGCUUCUACGAGAACUAUGAGCCCAAGGAGAUCUUGGGCAGGGGCGUCAGCAGCGUGGUCAGGCGUUGCAUCCACAAACCCACAUGCCAGGAGUACGCCGUGAAGAUCAUCGAUGUCACGGGCGGAGGCAGCUUCAGCUCCGAGGAGGCCCGGGAGCUGAGAGAGGCCACAUUGAAAGAGGUGGACAUCCUGAACAAGGUCUCGGGGCACCCCAACAUCAUCCAGCUGAAGGACACCUAUGAAACCAACACUUUCUUCUUCCUGGUGUUUGACCUCCUUUGUCCCCACAGGAUGAGGCAGGGGGAGCUCUUUGAUUACCUCACCGAGAAGGUCACUCUGAGCGAGAAGGAAACCAGGAAGAUCAUGCGGGCCCUGCUGGAGGUGAUCUGCGCCCUGCACAAGCUCAACAUCGUGCAUCGGGACCUGAAGCCCGAGAACAUCCUCCUGGACGACAGCAGGAACAUCAAGCUCACCGACUUCGGCUUCUCCUGCCAGCUGGAGCCGGGAGAGCGGCUGCGAGAGGUCUGCGGAACGCCCAGCUACCUGGCCCCCGAGAUCAUCGAGUGUUCCAUGAACGACAACCACCCGGGCUACGGCAAGGAGGUGGACAUGUGGAGCACAGGCGUGAUCAUGUACACCCUGCUGGCCGGCUCCCCGCCCUUCUGGCACCGGAAGCAGAUGCUGAUGCUCAGGAUGAUCAUGAGCGGCAACUACCAGUUCGGCUCACCCGAGUGGGACGACCACUCGGACACCGUGAAGGACUUGAUCUCCCGCUUCUUGGUGGUGAACCCCCAGCGCCGCUGCACAGCGGAGGAGGCCCUGGCACACCCCUUCUUCCAGCAAUACGUGGUGGAAGAAGUGCGCCACUUUAGUCCCCGGGGCAAGUUCAAGGUGAUCGCGGUGACGGUGCUGGCCUCCGUGCGCAUCUACUACCAGUACCGGCGCGUCAAGCCCGUGACCCGGGAGAUCGUCAUCCGCGACCCGUACGCGCUGCGGCCGCUGCGCCGCCUCAUCGACGCCUGCGCCUUCCGCAUCUACGGGCACUGGGUGAAGAAGGGGCAGCAGCAGAACCGCGCCGCGCUCUUCGAGAACACCCCCAAGGCUGUGCUGCUGUCCCUGGCCGAGGACUACUGA